Messenger RNA from Pelobates fuscus (common spadefoot toad), 801 nucleotides. Its product is annotated as aquaporin-2-like. The transcript has 4 exons. Gene Ontology annotation, biological process: transmembrane transport; water transport. Gene Ontology annotation, cellular component: apical plasma membrane; plasma membrane. The coding region runs from base 1 to 801 and encodes 266 amino acids. The record is from RefSeq and is a predicted model, not a curated record. NCBI's taxonomy places the organism in Eukaryota, Metazoa, Chordata, Amphibia, Anura, Pelobatidae. Gene Ontology annotation, molecular function: water channel activity.
AUGAAAGAGAUAUGCACUGGGCCCUUUACGAGGGCAUUUGCAGCAGAACUCCUGGGUACAUUGAUAUUUGUCUUUUUUGGGCUUGGCUCUACUAUGGAGUGGCCUACAUCACUCCCAACCAUCCUACAGAUCUCUGUUACUUUUGGCUUGGGUAUAGGCACUCUUGUGCAGGCACUGGGGCACAUUAGUGGUGCUCAUCUAAAUCCAGCUGUGACUGUUGCAUUCCUGGUGUCAUCUCAGAUCUCCGUAUUCCGAGCCAUUAGUUACAUCUGUGCUCAGCUGUUAGGUGCUGUGGCUGGAGCUGCCUUGCUUUAUGAAUUCACACCAGAAAAUGUUCAUGGUAGUUUUGGAGUUAAUGAGCCGAGUAAUAACACUACUGAAGGACAGGCCGUCACUGUAGAAAUCAUGCUGACACUCCAGCUUAUUCUCUGCAUUUUUGCCUCGACUGACACUCGUAGAAAUGACAUUGUGGGAUCCCCGUCCAUCUCUAUUGCAUUCUCUGUUGUUCUGGGGCACUUGGUCGGGAUCUACUUUACUGGCUGCUCUAUGAACCCAGCUCGAUCCUUUGGCCCAGCAAUGAUUGUUGGAAACUUUUGCGACCAUUGGAUCUUCUGGAUUGGACCUUUAGUAGGUAGCAUCUUAGCAUCACUGAUCUACAACUACAUCCUGUGCCCCCAUCAAGAGAGCUUCAGGGAGAAACUAGAUAUCCUUCUAGGAAGAAUGCCAAACGAGGAAGAAGAAGAAUGGGAAGAAAGACAAGAACAGCCAAGGAGGAAGUCCAUGGAGCUACAAACUUUGUAA